Adineta ricciae is the source of this 1074-nucleotide messenger RNA. Lineage: Eukaryota; Metazoa; Rotifera; Eurotatoria; Adinetida; Adinetidae. The record is from the annotation of a GenBank genome assembly.
AUGGAGCAGCUGAACAUGAACACAAUCGAAUUACCAGCUACGAAUCCAAAUGACGAAUCAGUCGAUUUCCUAGGUGAACCGGCUGUGAAACUGUCUCCAUCUGCAUCCUCAACUCCAAGUCUAUUACAACGUUUUUCCGGAAUCUUUUAUAAUUUAAUUUCAGCAUUUCUAUUGACAUUUUCCAUUUUUAUUGUCAAACACCUAGGUGUCGAUCUACUUGACGCCUUGAUCCCACGAUUUCUUCUUCAAACGAUUCUUCUCGCUUUCUAUAUGAAAUUUAUUAAACAUUAUACAUUCUACAAGCAAACAAGCAAAGGAGAAAUAUUGUCUCUAUUCGCAAAUGUGUUCUUUGCUACCAGUGGCUUUUUUGCUUUUUUCUUUGCCUAUCGUUAUUUAUCACUACCAGAUGCCAUCACUAUACGUUACACGCAAAUCAUCUGGACAGCAAUCCUAUCGGCGAUUGUCUAUCGUGAGAGACCGUCAAUACCGAUAGUUAUAGCCACACUGUUAACGACAAUCGGAGUGACAUGUGUUGCUCAACCGAGCUUUUUAUUCAGCAAAAUCUCGUCAUCGAAUGAUCCACAUCGUUCAUUAGGCUUAGUGAUUGUAUUUUAUUCUUCAAUAGCCAUGUCAAUUAUGGUCCUAACGAAUAAACAUUUACUUCUGAAAUAUAAGACAAAACACAGCUUAAUUGUGUUACAAUAUGCAUUCGUUUCAUUAUGUGCAAUGGUUAUUUACUGUUUUUACAAAUAUUAUUUUCGUUCUGAUCGCAUUCAAGCAUUACAAGAGAAUUUUCUUACUUGGAAGUAUUUCUGUGCAUCAUUAGUUUGUCUUUUACAGAUUCUCUCCUCGAUAUGGAUACAAAAAGCGAUCAAACGCGAAUCACCCUCGGUAUUUACCAUUAUUCAAUCCAGUGAUAUUUUAUUUUCUAUUCUAUUACAAAAUCUCCUUUCGUCUAGCAAAUCCAAUCUCCUUUCAAUAUUUGGCUCGAUGCUUGUUCUAGCAAGUAUACUAAUCAUCAGCAUUCACAAGUUUCUCAAUGAACGAAAGACGAAGACAAACAUUGUGGAAUGA